ACCGGCCACUCGAAAGAGAGAAAAAGAGAGAUUCACUUUGCUUUUUCGUACCUUGUGAAUUGGCAAAGAUGGUGAGCAAAACAGAGCAAACCCAGUUGGAAAGGCUUGAGAACCAGGUCGAUAAUGGUGGUGGAGGAGCUUGGGAGUACCUCUGUUUGGUCAGAAAGCUCAAGGUUCGGCGUUCCGAGAAAGUUUUAAAGCAUGGUUUGUCGAUCUUGAACGACCAUAGGAAGCGAUCCAGUCUUGGUUCCGAAGAAUGGACUCUAUAUGAGCAAGUAGCAGUUGCAGCUAUGGACUGCCAAUGUCUUGACGUUGCAAAGGACUGCAUAAAUGCUUUGAGGAAGAGAUUUCCAGAGAGUAAAAGGGUUGGUAAGCUAGAGGCUAUGCUGCUUGAAGCAAAAGGCUCCUGGGCAGAAGCAGAAAAAGCUUACUCAAGCCUUUUAGAAGAUAAUCCUCUUGAUCAAGGAAUCCUCAAGAGGAGGGUAGCCAUGGCAAAGGCACAAGGCGAUGUUUCGGGGGCAAUUGAUUGUCUAAAUAAAUACCUUGAAACAUUUAUGGCCGAUCAUGAUGCCUGGAGAGACUUGGCUGAAAUCUACGUCUCUCUUCAAAUGUACAAGCAAGCAGCAUUCUGCUAUGAAGAGCUACUAUUAUCACAGCCUACUGUUCCUCUACACCACUUAGCUUAUGCUGACGUACUUUACACACUGGGCGGACUGGAAAAUCUACAGGCAGCAAAGAAAUACUAUGCAUCCACUAUUGACUUGACUGGCGGCAAAAAUACUAGAGCGCUUUUUGGGGUUUGCUUGUGUUCCUCUGCCAUUGGGCAGCUCGCAAAAGGUCGGAACAAGGAAGACAAAGAGAGCGAGCUACAAUCUCUGGCAGCAGCAGCCUUGGAGAAGGACUACAAACAAAGAGCACCUGCAACACUGUCCUUGAUUACGACCGCCUUAAAAAGCUUAAAAGUUUCAUCAUAGCUCUAAUUUAAUUGAAACUUUGUUUAAGUAUUUCUCUUCUCUAAAGUUGUGAUUGGCAACUUGAUGCUAAAGGCCUAGAAUUUACACAAGGAUUUUCAUAUUAUUAUUUUUGGCAUUUUGUCCCCAAAUCAGUUUAAGGGUGUGCUUUAUUCUCUAUUUACUCUGUAGUAUGACAAUGACAGUCUAGGAUUGUACAACUCAAUUGGGAUAUCUUGUCAAUUCUCCAUCUUGUGUGCUCUCCCUGCUAAUUUGUUUAUCUUAUAUUUCUUGGAAGAAAAGUUCAGAGUA
Cannabis sativa is the source of this 1262-nucleotide messenger RNA. RefSeq lists its product as uncharacterized. Gene Ontology annotation, cellular component: EMC complex. The record is from RefSeq and is a predicted model, not a curated record. The coding region runs from base 69 to 974 and encodes 301 amino acids. Gene Ontology annotation, molecular function: protein binding. NCBI's taxonomy places the organism in Eukaryota, Viridiplantae, Streptophyta, Magnoliopsida, Rosales, Cannabaceae. Gene Ontology annotation, biological process: protein folding in endoplasmic reticulum. The transcript is spliced from 9 exons.